This is a messenger RNA of Fusarium odoratissimum NRRL 54006, 180 nucleotides long. RefSeq lists its product as uncharacterized. The record is from RefSeq and is a predicted model, not a curated record. NCBI's taxonomy places the organism in Eukaryota, Fungi, Ascomycota, Sordariomycetes, Hypocreales, Nectriaceae. The coding region runs from base 1 to 180 and encodes 59 amino acids. The transcript has a single exon.
AUGGAUGCUAUGAAAUCAUCGUGGACAGAAGUGUUCUUACAUCUCGAUGACCCUUGGCAAGUGUCUGAGGACCGGUGGCUGGCUUCCAAAGGCUGCAAGACCACUUCGAUGACCUUGGCAGAUAUCAGCAACGAUAACAUCGUGCAUGAUGCCAGCCGGCCUGCCAGUGGAGGUGAAUAA